UAUGGCUAUAAAUACCCUUCAGUGCCUUGUCAACCGUACAUUCUUCCAUCUCUCUCUCUCUCUCUCUCUCUCUCAGCUUCGUAUCUCUGCUGUUGCUUCCAAGCAUAGGCAAUUAUGAGGAAAGCAAGCAUUGCCUUCUUUGUUCUUCGUUUGAUGCUUCUUUUUGUAGCAGAGAACAAUGCUACCAUAACUGAGGCUCCAACUCCUCAGCCACAACCAAACAGCAAUCUUCCGACAUAUGGCACCACUCAAGGCAGCCUUCGUCCUCAAGAAUGUGCACCACGUUGCACCACAAGAUGCUCAAAGACAGCUUACAAGAAGCCGUGCAUGUUCUUCUGUCAGAAGUGUUGUGCAAAGUGCUUGUGUGUGCCUUCUGGAACUUAUGGAAACAAGCAAUCCUGCCCUUGCUACAACAAUUGGAAGACAAAAAGAGGAGGUCCCAAAUGCCCUUGAACCCCACACCUCAAUUUUAUUUCCUCCCUUAUAAAAUCCCGCCUUCUUUUCUGUUGUUGUUGUUGAGUGUUGCAUAUAUGGUAUUUAUAAGAUUAUGAAUUGCUUCA
Hevea brasiliensis (rubber tree) is the source of this 560-nucleotide messenger RNA. RefSeq names its product protein GAST1. The coding region runs from base 115 to 453 and encodes 112 amino acids. The record is from RefSeq and is a predicted model, not a curated record. The transcript has 4 exons. NCBI's taxonomy places the organism in Eukaryota, Viridiplantae, Streptophyta, Magnoliopsida, Malpighiales, Euphorbiaceae.